GCCUGCGCGGCGCGGCGCUGCGGAGACCGUUGGCUCAUUUGCAUGUCCCCGCCUCGCGCGGUGGCGGCGGCGGGUCAGAGAAACAUGGCAACAAGGAGAAUUGCACAGGAGACUUUUGAUGCUGUAUUGCAGGAAAAGGCUAAACGAUAUCAUAUGGACCCCAGUGGUGAUGCUGUAGGUGAAGCUCUUCAGUUUAAAGCUCAAGAUCUUCUAAGGACGGUCCCAAGAGCCAGAGCAGAUAUGUUUGAUGACAUUCACAGUGACAGCAGGUAUACUCUGGGUGGGUCUAUAGCUCAUCCUCGAGAUACUGGGAGAGAAGGCCUAAGAAGUGAUGUAUUUCCAGGACCUUCCUUCAGAUCAAGCAACCCUUCUGUAAGUGAAGACAGCUACUUUCGCAAAGAAUGUGGACGGGAUCUGGAAUUUUCUCACACUGACUCCCGAGACCAGGUCUUUGGCCACCGAAAAUUGGGACAUUUCCGUUCUCAGGACUGGAAAUUUGCACUCCGUGGCUCUUGGGAACAAGACUUUGGCCACUCAGUUUCUCAAGAAUCCUCUUGGUCACAGGAGUAUAGUUUUGGUCCCUCUGCAUUACUGGGGGACUUUGGCUCCUCCAGGCUGAUUGAGAAAGAGUGUUUGGAGAAAGAGAGUCGGGAUUAUGAUGUGGACCGUCCAGGGGAGGCUGACUCUGUGCUCAGGGGCAGCAGCCAAGUUCAAGGCAGAGGCCGAGGUCUAAACAUUGUUGAUCAGGAAGGUGCCCUCCUAGGAAAGGGGGAGACGCAAGGCCUGCUCACGCCUAAAGCGGGGGUUGGGAAACUCGUCGCACUGAGAAGUGUGAGCACAAAAAAGGUACCCACUAUAAGUCGUAUCACUCCCAAAACUCAGGGCACUAACCAAAUCCAGAAAACUACCCCAAGUUCUGAUGUGACCCUGGGGACAAACCCAGGGACGGAAGAUGUCCAAUUCCCCACUCAGAAAAUCCCUUUGGGGCUUAAUCUGAAGGAUAUUCGGCUCCCCAGAAGAAAGAUGAGCUUUGAUCUCAUAGAUAAAUCUGAUGUUUUUUCAAGAUUUGGGAUAGAAAUAAUCAAAUGGGCAGGAUUCCACACCAUAAAAGAUGAUGUUAAAUUUUCCCAGCUUUUCCAGACUCUCUUUGAACUUGAAACCGAAACCUGUGCUAAAAUGCUCGCCUCAUUCAAAUGCUCUUUAAAACCAGAGCACAGAGAUUUUUGCUUUUUUACUAUCAAAUUUUUAAAGCACUCUGCUUUGAAAACACCCAGAGUUGAUAACGAGUUUUUAAACAUGCUUUUAGACAAAGGUGCUGUGAAGACCAAAAAUUGCUUUUUCGAAAUCAUAAAGCCCUUUGAUAAAUACAUAAUGAGACUUCAAGACCGGCUUCUGAAGAGUGUCACACCCCUGCUCAUGGCCUGCAAUGCCUAUGAGCUGAGUGUCAAGAUGAAGACCCUCAGUAACCCCUUGGACUUGGCCGUUGCCCUGGAGACCACUAAUUCUCUCUGCCGGAAGUCUUUAGCUCUUUUGGGACAGACAUUCUCUUUGGCCUCUUCUUUCCGACAAGAGAAAAUCUUAGAAGCUGUUGGCCUCCAAGAUAUAGCUCCCUCUCCUGCUGCAUUUCCAAACUUUGAGGACUCUACCCUGUUUGGGAGAGAGUACAUCGAUCACCUAAAGGCUUGGCUGGUCAGCAGUGGGUGUCCACUCCAGGUCAAGAAAGCCGAACCUGAGCCAGCUCGAGAUGAGGAGAAAACAGUUCCUCCUGCUAAACCUGAAAUUCAGGCCAAGGCUCCAAGUGGUCUGAGUGAUGAGGUGCCCCAGCGAGCAGAUCACAAAGUGGUGGACAUCAUUGACCAGCUGGUCUCACGUGUAGUCGGAGGCAGCCUGUCUCCCAAAGAGAGAGCUCUUCUCAAGGAGGACCCUGCUUACUGGUUUUUGUCUGAUGAUAGUAGUCUGGAGUACAAAUAUUACAAGCUGAAGCUGGCUGAAAUGCAGCGGAUGAGCCAGACCAUGCCAGGAGCAGAUCAGAAGCCAAUGGCAGCAGAGUGUGCAGUCCGGGCCAUGCUAUAUGCCCGGGCAGUCCGGAGCCUCAAGAAGAGGCUCCUCCCGGGACGGCGACGGGGGCUGCUUCGAGCUCAAGGGCUCCGGGGCUGGAAGGUGAGGAAAGCAACCACUGGGACCCAGACCCUCCUCUCCUCAGGCACCAGGCUGAAACACCAUGGCCGGCAGGCUCCAGGCUCCUUGCAGGGAAAACUGCCCCAGCCAGAUGGAAAUGAUGCUGCCAAGGACUGCCUGCCAGACCCAGCCGGACCCUCUCCUCAGGACCCCAGCCCAGAAGCCUCAGGCCCAUCCCCCAAGCCAGCAGGUGUAGAUGUCCCUGAAGCCCCUCAGAGCUCCUCUCCCUGCCUGUCUUCCAAUGUUGACACGAAGACCAUGGAGACUGCAGAGAAACUGGCCAAAUUUGUUGCUCAGGUGGGACCAGAGAUUGAACAAUUCAGCAUAGAAAAUAGCACUGACAACCCUGACCUGUGGUUUCUACAUGACCAAAAUAGUUCAGCUUUCAAAUUCUAUCGAAAGAAAGUAUUUGAACUGUGCCCAUCUAUUUGCUUUACAUCAUCUCCACUGAACCUACGUGCCAGCGAGAGUGCCGAUUCUCAGGAGAGCCCUCUGGAGCCCAUGGAAGGGGAAGGAGAGUUUGAGGAUGAGCCCCCUCAGCAUGAAGCGGAGCUAGAGAGCCCAGAAGUGAUACCUGAGGAAGACGAGGAGGACGAGGAAGAGGAGGAAGAUGAGGAGGGAGAUGAGGAGGCCCCCACUCCAGGAGGGGCCUCCAGACUGGCAGGAGAGUCCAUCAAGUCUGAGGGCUCUGAGGGCAACUCCCCCGCUGAUGGUCUCCUGAGUGAGGUGGCCGAGGACGGCUCAGUUGGUACACCUGCCCUGUCACAGGCCUCCUCAGGGGCCUGCUUCCCCCGGAAGAGGGUCAGCAGCAAGUCAUUGAAGGUUGGCAUGAUUCCUGCUCCCAAGAGGCUAUGUCUCAUCGAGGAGCCCAAAGUUCACGAACCAGUUCGAAUUGCAUAUGACAGGCCUCGGGGUCGUCCCGUGUCCAAGAAGAAGAAACCCAAGGACUUGGAUUUCGCCCAGCAGAAGCUGACUGACAAGAACCUCGGGUUCCAGAUGCUGCAGAAGAUGGGCUGGAAGGAGGGCCACGGCCUGGGCUCCUGUGGGAAGGGCAUCAGGGAGCCCGUCAGCGUGGGAACUGCCUCGGAAGGGGAGGGGUUGGGUGCCGACGGGCAGGAGCACAAAGAAGACACAUUUGACGUGUUCCGUCAGAGGAUGAUGCAAAUGUACAGACACAAACGGGCCAACAAAUAGAUGAGAACCAUUGGUGAGAAAGAUAAGGCUUGAAGCAGCAAUUACUCUUAAAACGCCACCUCUGUCCCGGAUCUGCCCUGGAACCAGUGCCCAAGUAGGUUUGGUGUGUACAUGAAAACAAACAUCUCUGCAGUUUCUGGUGCAGAGGUUCCACCUGCUGGCUUUUCUGUUUCUUAAAAAAAAAGAACGCACCAUUUCCAGUCUGCUUUUGCCUUUCCCCCUCUUCCAAAUGCUUUUGGCAGCAAGUCUUCUCCAGGUCUCCGCUGGUUCCCUCAGAAGAUGGGGGUGCUCUUUAAGUGCUCAGGAACCAAGUCCUGUCAAUUUUCCUGUCCCAGGAUAUGUUGCUCUUGAAAAGUGAUCAGUCAGCAAACUCAAUGCUGAAACAAUCACAGAUCAUAUCUUCUCAAAUUUAGAUAAGGAAUAUAAAUCAGUAAUAAGUCUGCUCUGGUACCACAACCUGUCGGAGUGCUGAAGCUCUUUGAACAAGUGGAGAUACUUGAUUCAAUGAAUGUGUUAGUUACGGAAUUUCAUCUCUUAAAUGCAUCCCAAAAGACUUAAUGAAAUUUCAGCAGUGUAUUCAGUGGGGAGUAAUCAUUACACUGAUGAAACUUUCCCCAAAUUUACUUGUCUCUCUUUAGAAUCCACAAAGCAAACUACAGAUUUUUGUUUUUUGUUUUUUGUUUUUUUAAACCACAUAUGGAUCUCUCCUACAAAGGGGUGGGAGGUGUAAACUCUUCAAGACUUUUGUUUUCUGCAUGUGUGGCAGUGUAAAGAAUUGUUUUAUUAGGGCCUUUGUACAGAGCAGAAAGGAUCCUCUUGGGGUGGGCUCUGCAGCUGUUUGCUAUUUCAAGGCAUGUGAUUGCCACCCCUUCCAGCUUCUCGUCCUCUGCUUCUUGCAACUACAUGUGAAAUUUGCAGGCUGUGGGGACCUCUCAGCCCUUCCUCAUAAAGCAGUAGUGUUGAAGUUUUAAAUAUAUGCUAAAAUCUGGAAAACUUGGAAUCUUGCUGAUACUACAAGCUUGGGGGACACAGCAGUGAGUUACCCUGACAGCCACUUUUAUUGGCUGUUAGGAAAUCCUUGCUUUCUCAAAGUCGCAGAUCUCCUGGGCUGUAAUCCCAGGCUCUUCUGGAUCCAUCUUGCCUGUCUGGUCCACAUUUACCAGCAUAGACAGCAUCAUAGGCCUGAGCCAGCAUCUCACAUACCCACCUGUUGCCACCUUUCUUCCUGUCAGGUGUAGUCCCCAGGUCUCUGCUUGCUUCUGGUCACUUUUGUUGCUUUGGCAACUGACAGAUCCUGAUAGCCCUGGACAUGCUAGAGGUGCCUCAGCAGAAUUGAAACAGUCUGCUGGGGAGGUGUGGCUUGGGGAAACAUCAGCUAUAGGAGUUUACCUUCUUUUCUGAUCCUUCCAGCAGGCUUCCAUGUUUGCUGUAGGUCAGGCAAAGUGAUAGAACUCUGAAAACAGGGCCUCUCAUAGAGCCCAGGCCUUUCAUAGAGCACCUCUUGGCCCUGAGCAAGGCUUGCAUCCCCUAGCGUGGGUUCUGGCUCUUUCUUUCAUAGCUCUGAUCAUCAUAUUCACUUUGUCUUAGUAUGCUCAUUCUUGGCUUUCUCUGCUUUAAUUUAUAAGUAAAAUACUUGAGGAAUUCCCAGUUCCCACACCCUCCGGCCACCCCUCCUCCUGGGGUGUCCUGUUUGAGCUGACACUAUGAGCCUUUGGCAAACAUCAAAGGGAACACCUACUCACUGAGCCUGGAAAGUCCUGUAAGCACUCAGGUGAUGCUUCUACAGAGAUGGCAUUGAGACAGUGAAAGCGUGGGAGCUGGGGUGGAGUGUGAUGGUGCAUCUUUGUGCCAGCUGUUGGCCAGGGACCAGCACGCUGGCCAUCUGUGCCCACCCUUGCUCUCUCCGGCAAAGGCCACUCUGCAGGGAGUGUGCGUGUGAGUGAGCGCGAUGUGCAGUUGCAUAGCCUUGUCAAAGUCACAGUAUCUUUUCUGUCUAGUUCCAGGGUCUCUUCCAUGAGGACAACAGGCAUCCGGAAAGUGCUAACUCGCCACUUUGGGUGCUUACUGUCUCUGCCUUGUUUCCAUCACUGGAAAUCAUAUAAAGAAUUUUAGCAUUUUUGGUCCUUGGUAAAACCUAGAAGACAUUUGUGAUGUUAUAAAAUGGAAGUUUUGGGGGUUUUUUCUUUUUUUUUUUUUUAAUCUAAGAAGUUGUGAAUGUUGUUAAUCACUUAGCAGUUGAAAUAAAUGUAGAGGAAACCCAA
Phacochoerus africanus (Common warthog) is the source of this 5633-nucleotide messenger RNA. It is a transcript of the gene SUGP2, whose product is annotated as SURP and G-patch domain containing 2. Gene Ontology annotation, biological process: RNA processing. The transcript is spliced from 11 exons. The record is from RefSeq and is a predicted model, not a curated record. The coding region runs from base 43 to 3372 and encodes 1109 amino acids. Gene Ontology annotation, molecular function: RNA binding. Gene Ontology annotation, cellular component: nucleoplasm. NCBI's taxonomy places the organism in Eukaryota, Metazoa, Chordata, Mammalia, Artiodactyla, Suidae.